GCUGCCGGGGCGAGGCGGAGCGGGAAGGCAGGAAGAGAGAGGUGAUCGGGGCAGAGCAGGAGCGGGAGACCAUGUCCGGGCGGCCCAGGACCACCUCCUUCGCGGAGAGCUGCAAGCCGGUGCAGCAGCCCUCGGCCUUCGGCAGCAUGAAAGUUAGCCGAGACAAAGAUGGCAGCAAAGUGACUACAGUAGUGGCAACUCCUGGACAAGGUCCGGACCGACCACAAGAAGUUAGCUACACAGACACCAAGGUGAUUGGAAAUGGAUCUUUUGGUGUUGUGUAUCAAGCCAAACUCUGUGAUUCAGGAGAGCUUGUGGCCAUUAAGAAAGUCCUGCAGGAUAAAAGAUUUAAGAACCGAGAGCUCCAGAUUAUGAGAAAGUUGGAUCAUUGUAACAUUGUCCGAUUGCGUUAUUUCUUCUACUCUAGCGGAGAGAAGAAAGAUGAGGUGUACCUCAACUUGGUGCUGGACUAUGUUCCUGAAACAGUAUACAGAGUUGCCAGACAUUAUAGUCGGGCCAAACAGACACUCCCUAUGAUUUAUGUCAAGUUGUACAUGUAUCAGCUGUUCCGGAGUUUAGCCUAUAUCCAUUCCUUUGGGAUCUGCCACCGGGAUAUAAAACCACAGAACCUCUUGCUGGACCCUGAUACAGCUGUUCUAAAACUCUGCGACUUUGGAAGUGCAAAACAGCUGGUUCGUGGAGAACCUAAUGUCUCAUACAUCUGCUCUCGGUACUACAGGGCACCAGAGUUGAUCUUUGGAGCCACCGAUUAUACCUCCAGUAUAGAUGUGUGGUCAGCAGGCUGUGUAUUGGCUGAACUGUUACUAGGACAACCAAUCUUUCCAGGUGACAGUGGUGUGGAUCAGCUGGUGGAAAUAAUCAAGGUUCUGGGCACGCCUACAAGGGAGCAAAUUAGAGAAAUGAAUCCAAACUAUACUGAAUUCAAAUUCCCUCAGAUUAAGGCACAUCCAUGGACUAAGGACUCGUCAGGAACAGGACAUUUCACCUCAGGAGUACGGGUCUUCCGGCCCCGCACUCCACCAGAAGCAAUUGCGCUAUGUAGCCGUCUGUUGGAGUACACCCCCACUGCCCGCCUGACUCCCCUGGAGGCCUGUGCGCACUCUUUCUUCGAUGAACUACGGGACCCAAAUGUCAAGUUACCAAAUGGGCGAGAGAAACCUGCACUCUUCAAUUUCACCACUCAAGAACUGUCGAGUAACCCAUCUCUGGCUUCGAUCCUCAUCCCUGCUCAUGCCCGGAACCAAGCAGCUGCUUCAACCCCUACAAAUGCUACAGCAGCCUCAGAUGUUAACGCAGGAGAACGAGUUCAGACCAAUAGUGUAGCUACAGCAUCAGCCUCCAACUCCACCUGAACCGGUACCAAGCAGCCAGCUGCACAGGAAAAAUCACCAGUAAUUUGAGUCUUGCUCAGCAACACUGGUCACAUUUGGAAAGAAAAUUAAAAAGAGGAAAAAAAAAAAAACAACAAACCAACCAACCUGUUCAUUUUAGUGUUCAAUUUUUUAUUAUUAUUAUUGUUGUUCUUAUUUAACCUUGUAAAAUAUCUAUAAAUACAAACCAGUUUCAUUGUAUUCUCACUCUGCAGGGUGUCCGGGGCAGGGGACUAGGUGGGGGGAGGAGGGAAAGCGGAGCAAUACAACACACCGAUGUCUCUCCCCUCGACAAUCUCUUCAUGUUGGAAGUUUGCUGUUGUGUACUUCAGAACCAGGACUCUUGCCUCAUGCCCCCUCCCACAACAGAAAGAAGGAAAAAACAAAACAAAACAAAACAAAAAAACCCAAACCUCAUUCUCUGCUGAAGUUCUGUUUUUUUAACCUCUUUUUUUAUUUUCUUUUUAAGUGAAGUUUCGGACUUUGAUGUAGUGCACAGCUUGAAUUUGGUCGGGAGCUUAGCAGGGGUCAUUCAACAGAGCUCAGCGUUUCUUGUCAGCGAAUCCAUAUCCCAGGUUGUCUGAAGAACUGCCCCGGCUCGGUAUGGGGAGCGGGCGACGUGGUAGGAAAAUAGG
Gavia stellata (red-throated loon) is the source of this 2026-nucleotide messenger RNA. It is a transcript of the gene GSK3B, whose product is annotated as glycogen synthase kinase 3 beta. Lineage: Eukaryota; Metazoa; Chordata; Aves; Gaviiformes; Gaviidae. The transcript has 12 exons. Gene Ontology annotation, cellular component: cytosol; cytoplasm; nucleus. Bases 72 to 1373 code for a protein of 433 amino acids. The record is from RefSeq and is a predicted model, not a curated record. Gene Ontology annotation, biological process: insulin receptor signaling pathway; regulation of microtubule cytoskeleton organization; protein phosphorylation. Gene Ontology annotation, molecular function: beta-catenin binding; ATP binding; protein serine/threonine kinase activity.